UAGACUUUUGGCUGAAACUUGGAUACGUGAAGGAGGAGAGAAUAGAAGAGGAGGAGAAAUGGAAGAUGCUGGUAGAAACGAUCUAACGCGGCGGCAGUUCUGGAGAAAUCCUUCGCUAUCUAUUUCCAAUUCACAGCGGAAUGUUCCCGACGGCCCGCAAAUCGGUGGGCCCUACCGCCACUUGGGCCCGCCUCUCAGCACGGAGCCCGGCCGCCGGCCCGGCAUUCCCCGGGCCUCCCACUUCUCCCCUUUCCCGCCCUCCGCCGCUCGCUCGCCGCCGUCCCUCGCCGCCGGCGGCCCUUUCCACCACUCGCGGUCUCUCUCUCAGCCGGCCUUCUUCUCUCUCGACUCCCUGUCUCCGCUGAGCCAUCCGCCGUGCCGGGACUCCACGCCGACAGCCUCGCACUCCGACUUGGUGUCCGCCGACGUCUCCAUGGAGGACCACGAUGCCAGCUCCCGCUCCCCACCGCUCCCCCCGAAGGCCGGCCGCGCUGCCCGGGCGGUAGCUGCCGGGGAUGGCCUCCCUCCCCCCAAGGCCCGCCGCCACUCGCAGAGCGAGAUCCCCUUCGCGUUCUUCCAGUCUUCAUCCUCACUGGCGACCUCUCCUCUGCUGCCACCGGCGUCGGCGGCGGCGCCGCAGCUAGUGAAGCUGGAGCACGAUUGGGAUUGGUGCACGAAUGCCAAGGGAGCCGGUGACAAGAAACUAGAAGGAGAUUCAGGCGACGAUUUGUUCAACGCUUAUUUGGAUUUGGAUAGCUUGGAUACACUGGAUUCUUCCGAGGACAAGCGCGAGGAUUUGAAUAGCAGGGCUAGUGGAACCAAGACGAAUGGCGAUAGCAGUGAGAACGAAGCUGAGAGCAGUGUGAAUGAAGGUGGUGGUCGCGGAGUCAAAUUCCCGCCACAUCAUAGCCCGUUGGUGGAGACGACGGAAGGGACCAAGCACAGUGCGGCGGGCGACCCCGGCCACAUUGGAACCAGCAAUCGGCAUUGCAUGAGACUUUCGAUGGAUGGUUCCAUCGGCAGGUUGAACUUUGGGGAGGACUCGCCGAAGCUGCCACCUUCCCCGGGAUUCCUGACGGCUCAAACCGGCAACUUAAAAGAUGGGGCAUCGAACGUGUUUAGCUUGGAGUUUGGAAAUGGGGAGUUUAGUCCAGCUGAGAUGAAGAAGAUCGCGGCGAAUGAAAAGCUUGCUGAGAUGGCAUUGAUGGAUCCGAAGCGCGUCAAGAGGAUUCUGGCAAACCGGCAGUCAGCGGCGCGUUCCAAGGAACGCAAGUUCAAGUAUAUCGCAGAAUUGGAGCACAAGGUGCAGAUCUUGAAAACUGAGGCAACCACGUUAUCCGCACAGCUGACUUUGUUACAGAAUGACUCUGCUGGACUUACAAGUCAGAACAAUGAGUUGAAGUUUCGGCUUCAAGCCAUGGAGCAACAGGCACAAUUAAGAGAUGCUUUGAACGAGGCACUGACUGCGGAAGUUCGGCGACUGAAACUUGCUACUGGAGAGCUGGUUGAUGGUUGUGCAUCGAACAACUUGAAUCAGCAACUUUCAAUCAACCGUCACAUGUUUCAGCUGCGGGGGCAGCAGCAGCAGCAGCAACCUGCACAGCUCCCUCUCUACCAAUUGCAGCUGCAGCAGAAGCAGAACAGCAGUGCUGGCAAGAAUCAUGAAUCAGACAACUUGAAGGCAUUAUAAGGCAGAACUUAAUGAAAGUAUCAUCCAAGCAUUUAUUCCACCAUUUUAGGUAAAUGAAGUGAAAUUUGAUCAUUUGUUAAUCUGAUUUCUUGGGAGGAGGUCAUAUGCAGAUUAUCCCGUUUAUAUUUUUUUUUCUUCAGACAUGCCUUUUUUCUGUUUGUUGGAUUUUAAUAUGGAUAUGGGGUAUUGAUUUUUUUUAUAUCUUUUGUAAUUACAACAUUUGCUUUAUAUGUCAUGGAAGAGAGGACUUAGAAAAAAAGAUGUUCUUCUGGAUGAAAUUAUUUUAGUUAUAUAACUGUUUAUCUUUCAACAAAUCUGCAGUAUUCUUUGCAGACUUGUUUUAUUUCUCUUGAGGUGCUUAGCCUGCAUAACUGAAAUCUCUGCUUCAAGCUGUUACAGGAAAUAGCUAAGUUUUAGCUUGUUGUUCAGGUGUAAGAAUUUCCCUGAAUUUGGCCUGUCCCUAAGAAACACUGUA
Molecule: messenger RNA, 2165 nt
Organism: Phoenix dactylifera (date palm)
Lineage: Eukaryota; Viridiplantae; Streptophyta; Magnoliopsida; Arecales; Arecaceae
Product: bZIP transcription factor 29-like
Biological process (GO): regulation of DNA-templated transcription
Cellular component (GO): nucleus
Molecular function (GO): DNA-binding transcription factor activity
Source: RefSeq, a predicted model, not a curated record